AUGAUAACUGAUUAUGAAACCUUAUUGCAGUUUAACAAACAACAAGUCACUAGUGAAAUGAUUGAUUUUCUGGCAUCAACCACAGAAUCUAUCAUAGGAAUUCAAGAGACUCGUAGCAUGAUUGCCAUUGCUUUGCCAGCUCCACCUUUGACAAAAUUCAUAAAAAAAUUGGUCACUCAUUCUAAUGUACAAACACCAACAUUGAUGGCCACAGCAGUAUACUUAGCUAAAUUACGUUCUAUUAUUCCAGCAAAUGUAUUUGGUAUGGAGACCACCCGUCAUAGAAUCUUUCUAGGGUGUCUCAUCUUAUCGGCAAAGACUCUUAACGAUUCCUCUCCUCUAAAUAAACAUUGGGCAAAAUAUACCGAUGGGUUAUUAUCUAUUAGAGAAGUGAAUACAAUUGAACGAGAAUUAUUAGAAUAUUUUGAUUGGAAUGUCAUUAUUGAGACAAAAGAUUUGAUUACUUGUUUACAACCUUUAUUAAGAACAAUGAAGGAUAGACAAACCCAAGCUAGAAGAUCUUCACAAAACCAAAAUCUAUUAUGUUUCAACUCUCCAACUUCCUCAUAUCAUCGUUCUACCACCACAAUGCCUUCCCCACAUUCUUAUCACAAGAAGAUGUCUUCAACUGUAUCCUCACAUUCCAUAUUACAUUCAAGAUCAGAUUCCAAUUAUUCUAUCCCAUCAUUAGCUUCAACUUCCUCUGUAUCGUCAAUGGCCUCCAGAAGAUCUAAACAUUCAUUAGGUAAGGUUCAAAUGAUUCCAGAAGAAAACCAAUCAUAUACUAAUACAAAAAACCCUUACAAUGUCCCAAUUACAGAAUUCAAUAAAGAAAAUAUCGUCGAUAAGACAUCACGUCUUUCUUCAAAUUCUUCAUCUCCAGUGAAACCCUUUAUGUUAAGGAAUGGAUUAGUGAAAAUUAAACCAAUCUCAACUACCGUAGAUUCCGCAUCAAAUUGGGCUUCAUCAUUCUUUAACUAA
This is a messenger RNA of Maudiozyma saulgeensis, 981 nucleotides long. Lineage: Eukaryota; Fungi; Ascomycota; Saccharomycetes; Saccharomycetales; Saccharomycetaceae. The record is from the annotation of a GenBank genome assembly.